Messenger RNA from Orbilia oligospora ATCC 24927, 1278 nucleotides. RefSeq lists its product as uncharacterized. NCBI's taxonomy places the organism in Eukaryota, Fungi, Ascomycota, Orbiliomycetes, Orbiliales, Orbiliaceae. The transcript has a single exon. The record is from RefSeq and is a predicted model, not a curated record. Bases 1 to 1278 code for a protein of 425 amino acids. Gene Ontology annotation, molecular function: RNA binding.
AUGGCUAACGCGCCGGUCGAUACAUCUCCCGAUCGAACGUUUAAAAAGCGAAAGAUUUCAGAGAACUCCGAACCAGAGCUCGAAAUCGAUGUUAGCCUACCGGAACCGCCAUCGAAAAAAGACCUCCGAAAACUGAAGAAGCUGAAGUCGAAGGGUGUUGACACCGAUGCUCUUGAAUCUCUCAAUGUUCCUCUGAUUGAUCGAUCUAAGAAGGGUGCUCAGGAAGGCGAGGCUCCCGCCAAUGGCGCGAACUCGAAACGAAGCCCAUAUGGUGUUUGGAUUGGAAAUCUUACUUUCAAUACGACUCGGGAGGAAUUGAUUGACUUCUUUACUCGUGGAUCGAAAGAGAAUGAUAACGACGACGACAGUAAAAAAGAGAGGGAGGCUUCCGAAGUGAUAGGAACAGGUAUCAGGCAGAAGGAUAUCACCCGGCUUAACAUCCCAAGAUCUACCAAAUUCAAAAACCAGAAUAAGGGCUUCGCAUACGUCGACUUUUUGACAGCUGGGUGUAUUUCGCAUGCCCUCAAACUUUCUGAGAAGCUUUUCAACGGCAGAAAGGUGCUUAUAAAAGCAUCCACGGAUUUCAAUGGUCGGCCGGAAGAAGAUAAAAACAAGAAGAAGGGAGAACAGGGCUCUAUCAACUCUGGGACAAACCCACCCUGCCGUAGUAUCUUUGUUGGGAAUCUCAGGUAUGAAGUUACGGAGCAAGAGAUAUUUAGACACUUUAGUCCCGCUGGAAAGAUAAAGAAGGUGCGAUUUAUGACAUUCGAGGACUCUGGAAAGUGUAAGGGGUUCUCCUGGGUUGAUUUUGAGGAACUUAAGAGUGCGGAGAAUGUCUUUUCGGGGAAGAUAGAGGGUGCUGAGGACAGUGGAGAUGAGAAAGAAGAGGAUGACAACAAGGACGAUUCGGAGAGUGGAAGUGAGAGUGAUAGUGAGGAGCAACCAAAAAAGAAGAGGAAGACUACGAAGAAACAAAAGAAACAAAAGACCAAUCCUUAUGCUUUCAUGGGGAACCGAAGGCUCAGGCUAGAAUACGGAGAGGAUUCAACGACAAGAUAUAAAAAGAGAUUUGGCGACGGAAAAGCGGAUACCGACGGAAAGUCAGAAAAGCCAAACUCGUCGCACAAGAAGACAUCAAAGGAUGCACCGGUUAGAAAAGAGACUAGCAGGGAACCGAAGAGACCGCUAACGACCGAGGAGAAGCAGGCCAAGACUGUGGAAUCUAGACUCACCGGUAGAAUCGUAGAGGGUACGGGGAAAAGGAUUACAUUUGAUUGA